Molecule: messenger RNA, 2013 nt
Organism: Gadus macrocephalus (Pacific cod)
Lineage: Eukaryota; Metazoa; Chordata; Actinopteri; Gadiformes; Gadidae
Gene: hsd17b2
Product: hydroxysteroid (17-beta) dehydrogenase 2
Exons: 5
Coding region: 221-1393 (390 amino acids)
Molecular function (GO): oxidoreductase activity
Source: RefSeq, a predicted model, not a curated record
AUAAUAAAAUAAAGCACGUGUAUUUUAUAGUGGUUAUGAUCAUAAUGGGGUGUGGAUGUGUCAAGGAAUUUUGUUUCCUGCAGGAAGGCUUUGACAAAUUGAACACGAAACAGGUUCCUAAACACGUACCAUGUCACACAUAAAAAACAUGACCAGGGCGUGGCUUCAUAUUUGUGGCUGUCGUAGCGCGUCUUGUCUACUGAUCAUUCAGACCUGGUAGAUGACUUGCAGAAUGGAAGUCUCAGAGGGCUUGUUCUGGGGCUGUGCUGUUUGCACCCUGGCCACAGCUUUAUACGUAUGGCUGUGGGGACAGGGAGGGGGUUGCCUUGCUGGGUUGGGGGCUGCAGCCACGUUGGCCCUAGAAGGUCAGCUGUACAUUGGGGGCUUCCACGGCGUCUUUGGAGUGCUUACUAUGUGCUGUUGCUUUGGUUUACACCAUUUUAUUCGGGAACAAAGCGAUGAGUUUUUGCCCAUGCAUGGAAAAUCGGUGUUGAUAACAGGCUGUGAUACAGGUUUCGGCCAUGCACUGGCCAAGGAGCUCAGCGACAGGGGGGUACAGGUGUUUGCUGGUGUGCUGGAUGAGCACGGUUCUGGGGCCCAGGAGCUGAAGAAGCAUGGGUCCCACCGUCUGGAGGUGCUACAGCUGGAUGUGACGGACCACUCUCAGGUGGACCGGGCGCUCCAGCACAUAACGGCUGCUCAGCUGGGGGAGGGAGGUCUCUGGGGUCUGGUAAAUAACGCAGGCGUCCUUUGCUGUUUGGCUGAUGCCGAGAUUCUGCCCUUCACAACCUUCAGAAGAUGCAUGGAGGUCAACUACCUGUCUGCAGUCUACCUGUGUCAGGUGUUCCUUCCUUUGCUUCGGAGAUCGAAGGGCAGGAUAGUCAAUGUCACCAGCAUGGGAGGUGAGGUGCCCUUCUGCUUCUUCUCUGCCUAUGGAGCCUCAAAGGCAGCUCUUGGUUGCUUUUCCAGAGUGCUGAGAAUGGAGCUGGCUGCUUGGGGUGUGAAAGUGGUUGUCAUUCAACCUGCAGGCUUCAGAACGAACAUCUUCAAAGGCUGUGAAGAAAGUAAAAAGAAAAUUCUCCAAAAUCUACCGUCAGUUAUCUGCAAAGACUAUGGGGAGACGUACGUUUGCUCCAUGCAAGACUGCCUCUCCAAAGUGGGCCAACAGUCGCCAGAGGACCUGCGACCCGUGCUGAACGACAUGUGCCACGCACUCAUGGCUCCAUCCCCCAAGGCCCGCUACACCCCGGGACAGAUGGCCUGGCUGCUCCCCCUCCUCUACCACCUCUGUCCCACGGUCAUCUCCGACAAGCUCCUUAAAGGCCACAAGUUUGUUGACUGUGAGCCAGCAGGUUUAAGUCCAAAAGCUGGUUCCGAGUUGACUCAGACUUAAUAGUGGGAUUUGUGGGAGCAAGUUGGGUACAGGCACGAUCGAAGCCUGUUUAGAACCCUCCUUUAAACCAUAAGCAUUGUUGUCAUUACGUUCAUUAACUCCUGCCACUAUGCGGUCAUUGAUGAGUCUUCGUCACAAAUGCUUAUCUAUGACCAUCAAGUUGUUUGUAGUACCAGAAUAACUAAAACCUCAUUGUAAAACAAGAAUCAGAACUAAAACUGUAUUGGAUAAUUCCCCUCCAUCAGUACAUGUUGACAUUACCAUAAUCUUUCCAUCCAGGAAAUUCUAUGCAGUAAACUACUCUUGGGUAGUUUUUAUUUAUUUUUUAUCUACAAGGACAAGAGGGAUUGAACAUUAAGUCAAUAGUUUAAUGGACUCGUUUCCAAAUGUAAUGCGAGUGUAAAAAAUCUAUUACAGAAGAAUGCAUCACAUUGCAUAUCCAUUAACCUAAAAAUAUAUACAUUUAGAAAAAAGGAUGUAUAACAUCCAAACAUCUUAAAAUAAUGUUAUAUCCGAGGAUAUUCCUUAUAAAAAGUACUGACUAAAGUACUGACUAGGAAAAGAGAACACAUUAAUAUAGUAAUACACAGCUGUUUAGUCCAGAGUGAUAAUGGGCUAAU